Molecule: messenger RNA, 519 nt
Organism: Octodon degus (degu)
Lineage: Eukaryota; Metazoa; Chordata; Mammalia; Rodentia; Octodontidae
Product: olfactory receptor 52A1-like
Exons: 1
Biological process (GO): G protein-coupled receptor signaling pathway
Cellular component (GO): membrane
Molecular function (GO): olfactory receptor activity
Source: RefSeq, a predicted model, not a curated record
CGUCUGAUGGGAGUGGUGGCUGUCCGAGCUGCCGUGCUGGUGGGCCUGCUUCCUGUGCUCAUCAGAAGGCUGCAUGUGUUCCACUCUGUGCGCAUUGCCCACUCUUACUGUGAGCACAUGGCUGUGGUCAAGCUGGCUGCUGAAGAUACCCGAGUCAACAAAAUUUGUGGUCUUUUUGUGGGCUUCAGUGUUCUGGGAUUUGACAUGAUUUUGAUCCUCAUAUCCUAUGGCCUGAUUUUUCAGGCUGUUUUCCGUCUACCCCAGAAGGAAGCACGGCUCAAAGCAUUUAACACAUGCACAGCUCAUAUUUUUGUCUUUCUUGAAUUUUAUAUUCUUGCCUUCUUUUCCUUCUUCAGCCACCGGGUUGGCCAUGUUGCUCCCCCAACUCACAUCCUUCUGUCUACCAUCUACCUCCUGCUGCCACCUGCUCUCAACCCUGUAGUCUACGGGGUAAAAAAUAUGGUAAUUCGUAAGCGCGUGGCCCAGAUUUUUCUUCUGAAUCAUGGAUCUGUGCAGUGA